This is a messenger RNA of Schizosaccharomyces japonicus yFS275, 810 nucleotides long. RefSeq names its product DNAJ domain-containing protein DNAJB family protein. The record is from RefSeq and is a predicted model, not a curated record. The coding region runs from base 1 to 810 and encodes 269 amino acids. Lineage: Eukaryota; Fungi; Ascomycota; Schizosaccharomycetes; Schizosaccharomycetales; Schizosaccharomycetaceae. The transcript is spliced from 2 exons.
AUGCCCUAUCCCAUACUCAGAAUCGCUGAUCGCAUGUAUCACUGGCGUUCGGUGCGACAGGUAAAGUUCUUCUUCCCCACGAGACGAUGGUUUGCACAGGCAAGUUUGCACGGUCGACACGAUUUGGGAGCCUUGUCGCCAUAUGAAGUACUUGGACUGCCGAAAACAUGCUCGAAGUCGGACAUCCGGAAACGGUAUACCGAAUUGGUAAAGAAAUACCACCCUGACUUGAGCGCCGACAAAAAUGAAAUCAGCCAAGAAGACCGUAAUCGUGUCUUUCAGCUCAUUGUUUCUGCCAAUCGACUAUUGUCAAACGAACGUUCGCGUCGUGCAUACGAGACUCUUGGAAUUGGAUGGGAAAACAGCCCCGAACCAUCACCGUCUACAACGUCGCAAAGUAGGAGACGUACGACAAGACCCAAUCGACCGCGGUAUAGCGGAACAGCCGCAUGGCAAGACUACUAUUACAAUUCACAGCAGUACUACGACGAAUGUGAGCGCACCGGCAAGGACACUGCUGGUCCGGAGGAUGAAGGGAUUUUGGCUAUUUUGUGUAUCUUCGGCGUUUUGACGGCAGCGCUCUACGCCGGGAAUUGGUACACUGCCCGCGAGCAUCUUCAUGCCAAACGUGCAAGGGAGCAAGCGAUUAUGGCGGAAGACGCGCAACUUCGCGGUGAAAUGGCUCGUAAGCUCACGCGACAGCAACAAGUCGAUUUGUUUUUGAAACGUCGCGAACACAGCCUUUCAAAAAGGCUCACUCCUCCCAAAUCUUCCUCGGCUCCGACGACAUCUGCAACAAAGAAGGAGUAA